Vicia villosa (hairy vetch) is the source of this 1072-nucleotide messenger RNA. RefSeq names its product aquaporin SIP1-2-like. The record is from RefSeq and is a predicted model, not a curated record. Gene Ontology annotation, molecular function: water channel activity. Bases 118 to 861 code for a protein of 247 amino acids. Gene Ontology annotation, cellular component: membrane. Gene Ontology annotation, biological process: transmembrane transport. The transcript is spliced from 3 exons. Lineage: Eukaryota; Viridiplantae; Streptophyta; Magnoliopsida; Fabales; Fabaceae.
CAUUCCACACAUCUGAUUAGGUGAAUCAUUCUCUUUAUCUUCCUCUUCUUCAUAAAUUCAACACCCAACGACCCUCUCUCUCUCAUCCACAGAGGCACAACAAACCACCUUGUGAAGAUGGUGGGUGCUAUCAAGGCUGCUCUCGGUGACGCAGUGUUAACAUUCAUGUGGGUUUUUUCUUCUUCCAUGUUGGGUAUAGUUUCAAAGGCAAUAACACAAGCACUUGGUCUUCAAGACGUUUCGUACAACGGUUUCCCUUACCCUUCUUUGAUUGUCACCACUACCGUUGUGUUUCUUCUCGUUUUUCUCUUCACCUUGAUCGGUGCUGCAAUGGGUGGUGCCAGCUUUAACCCUACUGGUACUGCUGCCUUUUACUCCGUUGGUAUUGGUUCCGAUACGCUUUUUUCCAUGGCUCUUCGUUUCCCUGCCCAGGCUCUUGGUGCUGCGGGUGGUGCAAUGGCAAUUGCGGAGUUGAUUCAUCCGAAAUAUAGACACAUGAUUGGGGGUCCUUCUUUGAAAGUGGACUUGCACACUGGGGCUGCUGCUGAAUUGGUUUUGACAUUUGUGAUUACUUUUGCAGUCCUCUGCAUUUUCAUCAAGGGGCCUCGUAAUGAUUUAUUGAAGAUUUGGUUGCUGGCCAUGUCAACCGUCACUUUGGUCAUGGUUGGCUCUGCUUACACUGGUCCGUCUAUGAACCCAGCCAAUGCCUUUGGUUGGGCAUACUUGAACAACUGGCACAACACAUGGGACCAAUUCUAUGUCUACUGGAUUUGCCCCUUCACUGGAGCAAUAUUGGCUGCUUGGCUAUUCCGCGCCAUCUUCCCUCCACCAGAAGUAAAGCAGAAGAAAAAGAAAGCAUGAUAGUUUUUUUUUUUCUCGCGUCAAUUUGUCAAAUAUGAAACAUGUUUCAGCUCAUGAUGGAACAUGGUUCAUUAAGUAUGAUAUUAAUUUGAAAUUGGUAGUGCUAAAUUAUUGGAGUCAUUGAUAAAUGGAUAAUUCAUAUAUUCAGUUUCUAAUUGGAAAAAUUCAAUAAGAUUUAAGCAGUAUCUAGGCUGUGUAUUGAUUUGAUUCA